Molecule: messenger RNA, 531 nt
Organism: Aspergillus candidus
Lineage: Eukaryota; Fungi; Ascomycota; Eurotiomycetes; Eurotiales; Aspergillaceae
Exons: 1
Coding region: 1-531 (176 amino acids)
Source: RefSeq, a predicted model, not a curated record
AUGCAUCUCAAGAUCAUCCUCUCCCUCCUGCCUCUCCUCCCCCUCACCUCAGCCAUAUGCCCCGGCUACAACUACGCUUUCUUCAACGGCGGCGACAACUGGUUCUACACCGCUGACGUUGCCUGCAAAAUCCGCGUCACCGGCCGAUGCGACAACAUCUGCGAAUGCAGACACUGGGGCUGCUCGCCCGCCCACUCCGUCAACAGAGUGCGUGUCAAUGGCCUCUGGUAUAGCUGCCGUGGCGACCGCAACAAGGGCACCUGCGGUGCUAGCAAGAACCAGAUCCAGCACCGCGCCCCUGAAAGUUGCUGCCGCAACGACGGCAGGCGCAAUUUCGAGGAAGGUCUCAUCAGCAGACGCCAUGCUGAUGCUAUUACUGUUACAAACGAGCUGCUUGAGCGCCAUGCGAGGGAGUUCGACCACGCUGAGAAGCGCGGCAUUGACCUGGGUAAGCUGCGUCGACGUCAGCUGAAUGAGGUCGACCAUUUUAUGAAGCGCGAGGCCGAGGCUGCUGCCUUUGGCGAUGAGUAG